CGUGUGUUCCUGCCACGCACCCUGAGGUAUCGGCGAGAAGCGGCAGCGCAGCAGGAGAGGGAGGAGCGGCGACAGCUGCAGCAACAGCUGGGCCAUGCAGUGGAAGGGCCUUGCGAACCCUCAUCUGUUCCACCAUCCACCACCCGAUCCGCUCACCCAUCCGACCUCCCCCCAUGCUCCUGUGCCAUCACUCUUCGAAUGGCCUCCUGCUCCUCCUCCUCCUCCGCCUUCUCCCUCCCCUCCUCCCCCCACUGCCCCCCAUCUCUCUCCCACUUUCCCCCACCAUCUCCUCCUCCUCUGUUGUCCCAGUCCCUCCAUCCCCUGCUGUCUCACCUCAUGGUGCUUGCAAUUCCACUCACACGCACUCCUCCUCCUGCUGCUGCUGCUGCCACCCCAGCAGCAGGUGCUAGUGCAAAUGGUGCGGGUGCCAGUGGUGCUGGCGCUAUUGCAACAAAUGCUGUCAGUGCAAAUGGUGCUGUUGCGAAUGGGAUCAGUGCAAAUGGUGCAGCUGGCACAUGGGACCACUACUCUGUGAGGGCUUCUUCUGCCGUGCUGUGCGCUCCUGUGCUCGAAACCUGGGGUGCUGGCAGCACUGGCACUGAUGGCAAUGCUGCUGCUCUUCCUCCUCAUCCUCCUCCUCCUGCUGCUGCUCCUGCUGCUGUGGCUGCUGCUGGUACCAGCAACAGUGGUGCCGCGCACAACGGGACUACAGGGGAAUUGCAUAGGAUGGAAGCUGUCGAUGCCGCAGCCGCAGCAACGAAUCAUUCCCAACACCACCACGAUCAGCAGCAGCAGCAUCACCACGAGCAUGGCAGUGCGCAUGAGCAGGGGUCAGCAGAGAGCGACAUAUCCUCUCUGCCAAGGCGCAUGGUGCUGCCAAUGGACGCCAGUGGUGGGCCGUCGUCUGUUCUUCUGCUUGUCAUCCCUCCUGGACGCGGCGUGCACAGCCCAAGUGUGAACGGACUAUCAUCCCAUCAAUCUCAACCACAACCACAUUCACAUUCCCAGCGUCCUCUGGCCAAUGGCUUUGUGCCACAUGUCUCCAAAGCUCCCUCGGUAGCCAAUGGCAUGUCGCCAUUUGUCGACGAGCCUGCCUUCUCAGCCAUGUUUGGUCAUGGUGCAUCCGAGCCUAGAAUCGUCUUCUGGGGCCAUUUGUCGACCGAGCCUGUUGCUGCCGAACCUGCCUCUGCCGAAUCUGCCCAGUCGAGCCAGUUGCCGAACCACCAAGUCAUUGGAGCUUGGUUCUGGCGGCAACGCUGCAUCAACUUACGUCUGGGAAUGGUUGUGGAUCAACCAGCACGCUCAGCGCACAGCUCGUCGCAGCGACCCGCUCUCUUCCUCCAGCCUCUGCCACACGCCGACCAGGCAGGACAGGAGAUGAGCGAGCGCCUGUUUGUGGAUGUGCGGCCGUCCCCCUGCCAGCCCUGCCAGCAGCGAGGGGUUUUCCUGCAGGGCAGAGUGCUGCUGCCCGCUCAGCUAUGUGGAGAUGGUACUGUGCUCUUCCAUUUCUGGUUCGGCCACGGCAGCCAGCGCAAGUCGCAAGCCGUGCGUCGCUCCCGCUGCCCCAUCUGCCGCACUGCAUGUGGCACCACCAAGGUGUGUCUCCGCCUCUACCAAGGCGCCUCAGAAGUCGUCUUUAUGAAUUCCCCGUCUCACUCCCCUACUUUCCCCUCUCCCUCCCCAUUUCCUCUUUUUCUAGUCAACUACUUAAGGAUCAUGCUCAAACUGAAUGCCCACCUCCUUCCCCAUUUCCCCUCCCUCCCUUCCCCUUGA
This is a messenger RNA of Closterium sp. Naga37s-1, 1773 nucleotides long. Lineage: Eukaryota; Viridiplantae; Streptophyta; Zygnematophyceae; Desmidiales; Closteriaceae. The record is from the annotation of a GenBank genome assembly.